Spirometra erinaceieuropaei is the source of this 1317-nucleotide messenger RNA. NCBI's taxonomy places the organism in Eukaryota, Metazoa, Platyhelminthes, Cestoda, Diphyllobothriidea, Diphyllobothriidae. The record is from the annotation of a GenBank genome assembly.
AUGAUUGCAGCAGUGGAAUCAAACCUUAGUCAGCAGGGGGGGGCAACGGAGGAGACUAAGAGCCUCAUCCAACACCAAGUGUCGUCUCUCCUAAUGGCCCACAGGCCGCGGGAAAUGCUUUCCAAGGACGAACGUGAUGCGCUUAGAGAACUCAAGGCCGAAAAGGACCCGGUUAUCGCGCCAGCGGACAAGGGGUGCUCCACGGUUGUACUGGACAGGACAGACUACCUUCAAAAAGCCAAAGGUUUACAGGAGGACCGACAGUUCUAUGUCCCAUGUGCAACGAACCCUGUAAAAGCGCUGACACGCGAAAUUAAUGCUACGUUGUUGGCCUUGGAGAACUCAGGUACAAUAACACCGACUGACAGACGCAUGGGGAGAUCCCAAGAUAUGUCUUUGGCCCGAUUCUAUAGCCUCCCUAAGGUGCACAAAGACGACGCUCCUCUCCGACCCAUCGUGUCGCUUUAAGGGGCUCCAACGUACGGACUGCCUAAGUGGCAGUUCCGGCGUCUCAAGUUCCAGACCGCUGAGUCAGACACCACGGUGUCUUCAUCAGCACAAUUGCUGGAGAAACUCAAAAGGGUAAGUCCCCAUCGAAAUGAGAUCAUAGUAUCUUUUGAUGCAACAUCCCUUUUUACUUAUAUUCUCCAGGACCUGGCGAUCGAGGAGAUCGAGCUGCUUCUACAAAGCAGAUACGAUGAAACGGAGAAUCGUCUUGGACACGCCCAAGUCCCUCAGCUCCUGAAGUUCUGUCUCAGGACGUACUUCACGGUCGACGAGACAAUCUACACACAGGUGAAGGGUCGAUUUCCGGGAUUCAUCGCAGAGGUGGUCCUGCAACGGUUAGAGUCGCUGGUCUUCCAACAUCACAAACCGAAUUUCUGGGCUCAGUAUAUAGAAGAUACCUUCGUCGCCAUCGACCGGGAUCAACUGCUGACAUUCAAGGAACAUCUGAAUGAGGUCUUCCCGGACAUACAAUUUACGAAGGAGGAGGAACAGAACAACCAGCUGGCCUUCCUGGAUGUCCUCGUAUGCCGCAAAUAUUGUGGUGGACUAAAGACCAAAGUGUUCAGGAAAGCGACAAAUACGAUGCGAGUACCGAACUUCAACGGCAACCGCCCAAUCAGCCACAAAAGCAGUUGUGUAAGGACGCUCUAUCGGCGUGUCGAAACGCACUGCAGUGAGUCGGAAGACAAGACUCCUGAACUACAAUACCUCCGACGAGUCUUCAAAGCCAAUGGCUACUCGUGCAACUUCGUCAACCGGUGCAUAUGCAAACGGGACAAAAGGCCUAACCGCACGGACGCCAAAGUUUGA